Drosophila busckii is the source of this 1308-nucleotide messenger RNA. Its product is annotated as lysosomal aspartic protease. Gene Ontology annotation, cellular component: lysosome. NCBI's taxonomy places the organism in Eukaryota, Metazoa, Arthropoda, Insecta, Diptera, Drosophilidae. Gene Ontology annotation, molecular function: aspartic-type endopeptidase activity. The transcript has a single exon. The record is from RefSeq and is a predicted model, not a curated record. Gene Ontology annotation, biological process: proteolysis; cell death. Bases 43 to 1257 code for a protein of 404 amino acids.
GCAAGAGGUUGCGAAUAUUUAUAUACUACGUUAGAAAACAAAAUGUUUAACAAAGGGCUUAAAUUGCUGGUGCUAAUGUUGGUGGUGUCGCUGGCCAGCGCCCACUUGCAUCGCAUUAACAUACACAAGGUAGCGCGCACUGUUAGCCGCCAUGUCAUAAGGAAGGCGGUGACCUUUUUGCACCACAAAUAUAUACGCCUGGAUGCGUACAAUCCAUAUGCGCCGGACUAUGUGGCCCCUGACUACGACUACCCCAGCGGAGAGCAGAGCGGCGAGGAAACCAAUGAGCCGUUGACCAACAACAUGAACAUGGACUACUACGGUGUGAUUGCCAUUGGCACUCCGCCGCAGUACUUUAAGGUCGUCUUCGAUACGGGCUCUGCCAAUCUGUGGGUGCCAUCGGUCAACUGCCUGAGCAGCGAUGUCGCCUGCCAGAAUCACAAUCAGUACAACUCGAGCGCCUCGAGCACUUAUGAUGCCAACGGUCAGAGCUUCUCUAUACAGUACGGCACGGGCAGCUUGUCUGGCUUCCUCUCCACGGACACAGUCAGCAUCGAAGGCUUGACUAUCCAAAGUCAAACCUUUGGCGAGGCCACAUCCCAGCCCAAUGGAAGCUUUACAGGCGUACCUUUCGAUGGCAUCCUCGGAAUGGCCUAUCGCGUGAUUGCGGUGGACAAUGUGAUACCACCAUUCUACAAUUUAUACGAACAGUCGUUGAUUGAUGAGCCCACCUUUGGCUUUUACUUAUCCCGCAAUGGCUCCGCUCAGCUGGGCGGUCAGCUGAUCCUUGGCGGCAUCGACAACUCGCUGUUCACGGGCGCGCUGACAUAUGUGCCCGUCUCGCAGCAGGGCUACUGGCAGUUCCGCAUGGAUAGCGCUGUCAUGGGCGGCUAUGUUGCUUGCUUUCAAUGCCAAGCCAUUGCUGACUCGGGCACCUCCUUGCUGGCAGUACCAAACGGCGCCUUUGCGUUGCUUAACCGUAUUAUUGGGGCCACCUUGUUUGAUGGCGAUUACUUGGUCGAUUGUUCCACUGUUGGCAGUCUGCCCGUAUUGAGCUUCAAUAUUGGUGGCACCAUUUUCGAUCUGCCUGCUUCCGUGUAUAUUCAGAGCUUCAGCGAGCAGGGCACAACGUACUGCAUGUCCAGCUUCACCUCCAUUGAUACUCAAUUCUGGAUUCUGGGCGAUGUCUUUAUGGGCCAAUACUACAGCCAGUUUGACUUCGGAAAUAAUCGCAUUGGCUUUGCACCUGCAGCUUAGAAAAGAACAAGAAAUCGAUUUAGGAUAUAUUAAAUGCAUUUUUUAAACUAG